AUGCAUAUAUAUAUGCAUAUUCUUGUGGUGAAAGUACUCCGCUUGAUGCCGAACCAUGGAAAGAGUAAGGCAAAAGGGACGGAAGAAAAGAAAGCUCGCCGCCGCAACAGUGCGGUUGCAAAGGACGAUAGCGCCAACAAUGUCCGGAGCGACCGUAAGGUGAAUGAUUCAGUCAAGUCGGCUCCAGCACCGGAGCAGCGCUUGCAGUUGUCCCUUGACCGUUCUGUAUUUAGUUCGUCACAAUUCUCCGCCCCGACGUUCGUUAACAACAUCACAAAUAGAGUUUUGUUUCCCCUGCUUAUGUCCCGCGGCUGGAAAGAAGAAACCGCGGGGGGGAUGAAGCGUUUCACCGAGAACGGUGUGGUUGGAAGUACCACCACCCGAGCUGAUGCAGAAGCAGGGCAAGCGCAUGGUGAGGAGGGGAGCACCGGGAGUGACCGGGGAGCUGUCGCCACUAGUCUUACGACAACUAUUGCGGCCGCUCUCCGCGAAAUCGAGAAAAUGCAGGAAACUGAGGAGCAAUCGCUCCAACUCCACGAAGUUCGUUGCCGUCGUUUGGAGAUUAGGGAGAAACGAAAACUCGCUACAGUACGGCUGGGACUAGAGGAUACAACAGCGCGGCUGCACGACUACGAGUCGCGUGUGUGCAACGCCGCUGCUGCAAUCGCGGGUAUUGAGCAACACCUCGCCCAAUCGAACGCCCGAGUGCUUCGCGGCCGAUCGGUUUCUGUCCUUCUAAAUCACUUCCGUAUGCUUACAGCAAUACAAAAGAAGGACCUGACCAGCGCACUUAAGGGUCUGAAAAAGGCUCGGGCAGAGCAGAGAGAGAAAAUAACCGCACAGUGGAAGACGUGUAGUGUAUUGCCGGCAGAGACCGUUUACUUCGACUGGGAUAUAGAUGCCAGUGCUAGAAGAGGCGAUGGGGUUGGGAUUUGUAGUGACUAUGAAAACGGCGUGAAGGACCGUACAAUGCGUGAUACCUACGAAGGCGAGAGUAGGCUGUCAAGUAGGAGGCACCACACGAGCAUCAGCUCCCGUGUGCACGGUCAGUCGGGCGGCACGUCGCGUGAAGGCCUUCACCAUCUUGAGGAGGCGGCGAUCGCCGCAGGUCUUGACCGUGCUUUUGUUGUGAGGAGUUCUACAGAAGCACAAGUGGAGUGGUGUCAGAGGCUACUGCAUUUGCGUGGGGAGCUCGAUGGGAUUGUGAAAAAUACGGCGAAUGUGGAUGUAUACGUGAACUGGCUAAGGGAAGAACUGAUGAAUGAUAUCUUCCACCUUGUGGAGUGCUUCAAUGGUGUUCAUGGCGAGCUUGCUGAAAUCGCAGCACAGGACCCAUAUGGUCGAACACUGCUUCGCACGAUGGAGUUCGUAUCCCGCCUGUACACUACCAUCACAACCUCGCAUGACGCAUUGUUGUUGGAUUUCUACAGCCAUACUAUCAGUCAAAUGUGUUCUUCACUCUUUAAAGAUUACUCCCCCGAGCCGCUGCGGGUUGUGCCGACAUUUGAAAAGGCUAAAAAAGGAUCUAGCAGUUCGAAGGCUUCGCAGGAACCCGUAAAUCAGGCCAACACGGCUAUGCAACACUACCGGACAUCGUUGGAAGGGUGCCUUCGUGGUGCAUUUAGCUUUUUUGUAUCUCGUGCGCGGCGGGAUGUUAUCAUCGUAGAAGCGAUAUUCGGUACAACAUACACAGCGAGGCACCAUCUGCUAACACAAAUGACGAAGGGUGUUGUAGAACCCUUCCUUGUGAACCAGAUGAAGCUCGCUGAGGAUCACGAACGGGAAAUAAGGGAGGCAGAGUCUAGACUUUCUCCAAGAUCCAGGAACCGUGCGGCAGCGCAAAUGGUCGAUGCGAUUACAUACAAGCACACCGUGCAAACAGAACUGUUUGUGUUGUUCCAAGAGUACGUGCAAGAGAUUCGGCGCACAUUCACCUGCGGCGAGGCAGAUUUCCUCGACAAGUAUGUGGACUCACUGUUUGGUACGAGUCGGGCUAGCUACUCAGAAGCCGAAUUGUUACGUCGCCACUAUUCAUUACUGGAGGAGUCAUAUGCACCGAAGCUUCGCAACGUCAGUGGGGAGGUCUUUGACCUCCGCAGCGAGCACAUGCAAAUGACGAAGGAGUUAGUUCAGUGUUUUGUUGAACUUUCAAAUCGGAUACGGAUUUACGCGCGACCAGAAGACGUUAGGGAAAGAAUGGUUGAGCUUGUGGAAACUACAUUGCAGCAACUGGGGAGGGUGCUGGAAGCAGAACUCCGCAAAACUGUUGAUUUUAUGAGAAAUAGUCGUGAUACUUGGCGAUCAAAGCCAAAGAACGAGGAAGACAUAUUACGUAAUAUCGAUAGCGAGCCCCAGCAGUGUGGAUUGCGCAUGUUACUGUUCGCUCAGUCCACGAUGAUUAGCCUAGACGACGCUAUAGCAGCAAGUUGUGACCAUCUGUUACAACAUGAACCACAGUUUGUUACCACCAUCGAGGCGAAGAAGGUGGCUGCCUUCCAGGCUCUUGACGAAAGAGCGGAGUUGCUGCUGAAUUUCUGUGCACAUGCCAUUGUGGUACGCUCCCUUUCUAUACUACUUCACUUCCAGCAUCGGAAUGACUACGUCCCUAAAGUAGCGAAAGGAGGAGAAGGCGAGGUGAUCGCACCACCGUGUACGGGAGCCUGCUCACUUUUUUGCAAAUAUGUCGCACAAGAGUUUGAAAGGGCAAAGGAGUUCAUCAAAAUGUCAGGGGGGUUGGCAUCGCACCGAAACACGUCGCCACAAGCUCCUGCCGCCGAACAACUCCCCCCAUCGAGCCAGUUCUUUUCGUCAGGCUCGAUGCCUUCCGGUCAGCAUAUGUGGUCACAGAACUAUUGCCUAUACAGCAGCGGCGUAUGCAGCAGUGGCAAUAUGGGUAGCGCCCUCGGACCAACGGCCCAAAUAGAUUCUCCGGAUGGCGCGCGGCAGCGUGCUCGGCAGAUGAACUUACAGCAGUUGCUGUACGGCGAUGGGGGCGCUUCUUCUUUUGUCCGCACCGUUGGGGUGUGUCUCUAUCGUGGUAUCAGCAUCCAUCUAAAAGGCUUUUCUGUGUCAGACCGUGGGGCUCUUGUUUACAAGCGGGAUGUGACAGCUUAUGUGGAGGCGAUGGCGCCGCUCACGCGGGUACCAGGUCUUGAUGGAGCGGUCAUUGAUGUUCUUUUCCGACUGUUAAAGGAAACAGCGAGCCUGUUAAUUAUGCCUCCGGAUCACAUUAAAGGAGUGUGGGACACAGGCUUGUUGAGGCUUUUGAGUCAUGAUGAGAAGGUUCAAUUCGUUAAGAUGAGGGUGGAUCUGCACGACAAGUUUCGUGAUGUUGUGAAGUGA
This is a messenger RNA of Trypanosoma brucei brucei TREU927, 3342 nucleotides long. RefSeq lists its product as hypothetical. Gene Ontology annotation, cellular component: cytoplasm; exocyst. The transcript has a single exon. The record is from RefSeq and is a predicted model, not a curated record. Bases 1 to 3342 code for a protein of 1113 amino acids. Lineage: Eukaryota; Euglenozoa; Kinetoplastea; Trypanosomatida; Trypanosomatidae. Gene Ontology annotation, biological process: exocytosis; Golgi to plasma membrane transport.